ACAAAACAUGAGGAACUUCUGGCUAAACGCUCUGAAGUCCUGCGUCAGUUAAAAGCCUGCGAAACAGAAUUGGCUCAGGCGAAUGCAGAACGCCGCAACCUAGAGCGAGACAAGGCCGAUUUUCGGGAUCAACUCGUCUCCACGGAGGCAGAAAAAAAUGAACUAGAAACUGAAAAAACUGCCCUUAUUCAGGCAUUGAGCAUGAUGGAGACUAACAGAGACAGCCUUGAGGAUGAUUUGACCAAUCUGAAUCGAGAAAAACUAGAGCUGGCAGAACAAGUAUGA
Messenger RNA from Protopolystoma xenopodis, 285 nucleotides. NCBI's taxonomy places the organism in Eukaryota, Metazoa, Platyhelminthes, Monogenea, Polystomatidea, Polystomatidae. The record is from the annotation of a GenBank genome assembly.